CUCACGGGGAGCACCUCGAAUUAAACGCGAGGUUUUUAUUUGAAGCCACUGAAGCUCAAGCUUUAAAAGAAACGGGCACCAUGGAAGAGUCCUCUAAUGCACCGCUCCGGCGGCUCGCGCCCAUGGCCGCCGCUCAGCCUGCGCGCGCACACGCACCUGACGACCCCAUACUGCGAGGGUAGCUGGAGUCGUCCUCCGGGAGGAGAGUGUGCACAUUCAGCGUGAGGUGGACUUUGGCUCGGAUCCACGACCCCCCCACCCCCUUCCUCCCCUCCAUCCUCCUCUCCUCUUCCCUCCGACUGGCACAGAGAAGAGCGAGGGAACGUGGGAAAGAGGAAGACAAUGUACCAAAUGCUGCUUCUUUCCUCCUCCCUCUUCAUCCUUCAUGUGAUGGGCACUCCGCAGUUCUUCGCUCACCACGGGAGGAGGGCGUGUGGCCGAGACCUCCGUCACAGCGUUGUCAUGGCAACAGAGUCAUACGUCCAGCCGGUGCACAAGCCCUACAUCACCCUGUGUCAGGGGCAUCGCCUCUGCAGCACGUACAAGACUGUGUACUCUGUGGCGUACCGGCAGGUGAGCAGAGCAGCACCUCCUUCACAUUUCUACCCAGAGUGCUGCCCAGGCUGGAGGAGGCUUCACUCUCACAACUGCAACCAAGCUGUGUGUGGACAGCCCUGCGUGAAUGGCGGUACCUGCUUAAGACCCAACCAGUGUGCUUGUCCGCUUGGCUGGACGGGGCACCAAUGUCAAACAGAUGUGGAUGAGUGUAGCGAGCAGCGGCCCUGCGCCCAGGAGUGUGUGAACACAGCUGGCAGCUAUCGAUGUGCGUGCGGAGACGGCUUCAAGCUCGCCGGAGAUGGCCGUUCCUGUCAAAGCCUUCCUCCUCCUCCUCCUCCUCCUCCUGCCACUCCUCCCUCUCCCACCCAGACCAGCCAAGCAACAGUGGGUGGUCACACGGAUGCGGGUGGACGGUUCGGCCUGGUGGAGAAUGUGACUGAGGAGGUGCAGAGCCUGAGGAACAGAGUAGAGCUCCUGGAGAAGAAGCUGCAGUUGGUGUUGGCCCCCUUCACCAGCUUCUUCCCUCUGUCGCUGGACGAGGGCUUGUCGGAGAAAACCACCUUACUGUCGCACUCCUUCCAGCAGCUGGACCGCAUCGACUCCCUCAGCGAGCAGAUCGGCUUUCUGGAGGAGCGCCUCGGCACAUGUUCUUGCCAGGAGAAUUAGCCACCGAAUGCCGCCACAUUUCCAGACGUCUCCCAUGAAGUUAAUAAUGACACAAACCUGCCAGAGAUUGCACACACCAGGGUGGCUGGCAGAAAGCAGAAACAGCCUCAGCUCUUGUUCUGCUGUGAUGCAAUCACAAAUCAUCUGUGGUGUCCACUGUUCCCAACGGCUUCAUUUACUUUUCUUGUUGGAUUACUGUCAAAUUCUUGAUUUUGUAAUAGUACCUGUGGCAGGGUCAGUUUCAGCAUUACGCCAUCCCUAUAACAUCUGAAUCAAACCCCUCCAGGGUCAAAGGUCAAAUUGGCCCACUUUUGUUUCUGUGUUUGUUUUGCAUCAGUGCAGCUGUGUCCUCCGUCUAAGCCCAAACUGUCCUGAGGCAGACGUGGACAUCUGUAUUUAUCUAUUUAAAUUAUGAUUACUUCUAGUUAUUUCUCAGUGCGCCAAUAGACAUUUUUACCUAGUUUUGUAACAUUUUGUAAUAAAAAGUCUUAAU
This is a messenger RNA of Chelmon rostratus (copperband butterflyfish), 1717 nucleotides long. RefSeq names its product EGF-like-domain, multiple 7 (gene egfl7). Bases 343 to 1224 code for a protein of 293 amino acids. The transcript has 9 exons. Gene Ontology annotation, molecular function: calcium ion binding; signaling receptor binding. NCBI's taxonomy places the organism in Eukaryota, Metazoa, Chordata, Actinopteri, Chaetodontiformes, Chaetodontidae. Gene Ontology annotation, biological process: anatomical structure development. The record is from RefSeq and is a predicted model, not a curated record. Gene Ontology annotation, cellular component: cell surface; extracellular region.